Messenger RNA from Vigna angularis (adzuki bean), 1094 nucleotides. Its product is annotated as DEAD-box ATP-dependent RNA helicase 36. The transcript is spliced from 6 exons. Bases 148 to 852 code for a protein of 234 amino acids. The record is from RefSeq and is a predicted model, not a curated record. NCBI's taxonomy places the organism in Eukaryota, Viridiplantae, Streptophyta, Magnoliopsida, Fabales, Fabaceae.
CUGACUCAAGUAAAUGGUGCGCAAGUUGGAAACACACCCGGGAUUUUAUUAUCAGGAGGCAACUCCAAAAGUAACAAACAAUAGCAUGUGUUAAUUCCAGUCAACAGUUCAGAUAGAAUCCUGAGAGAUUGUCAUCGUUUAAGUUUAAUGCUGGAAGUUCUUGAUCAAGAAGCAACAGCUCUUUAUUCAUUCAAAUCACAAACUCAGAGGCUUGAAGCUCUUCAUCAAUUUAAAUCAGGAAAGGUUUCUGUACUGCUAGCAACUGAUGUUGCCAGUCGUGGAUUGGAUAUUCCUACAGUUGACCUUGUUAUCAACUAUGAUGUUCCAAGGUUUCCACGGGAUUAUAUUCAUCGGGUUGGUCGAACGGCAAGAGCCGGUAGAGGUGGACUGGCUUUGAGCCUUGUCACCCAGAAUGAUGUUGAACUUAUUCAUGAAAUAGAAGCACUUAUUGAGAAACAACUUGAAAUGAUUGAAUACAAAGAAAGUGAGGCGCUUUCUCUCAUGAAGAAGGUUUUCAGUGCUAAGAAUGUAGCAGAAAUGAGAAUGAUAGAUGAUGGCUUUGAGGAGAAAGCUAAAGAGCGGAAAAAACAGAAACUGAAAAUGCUUGCAGAGAAAGGACUGUUGAAGAAAAAUAAAAGGAGAAAAAAAAAUAAAGAAUUCUCAGAGCAAGGGAAAGAGGUUUUCGGUGCGAAGAAUGUCGAGGAAAUGAAGAUGGGUAGCAUUGAGAGGGAAACAAAAACUAGUGCUAAAAGAAAAAGGUUUGUUAAUGAAAAAAAGUUAAAUCAAAGAAGUAAAGAAUUUGCACAGGGGAAGGAAAAAAACAGAAAAAAAGAGAAUAGAGGCAUCAGCUGAUAUAGCAAACUCCAAAGAAAAAGGGUAAGAAGUACAUUAGUAUAUUUAAGUAAACCAUGAUUUCUAAUUAUGGAAAGAAAAGAGCUUAAAAUCAAAAGCCGAAAGAAAAGAGAGGUAUCCCGGUGGACGUAGAGAAGCUAAAGGUAUUUUGGUAAAUGGUUUGUUAUUGUAUUCGUGUCUUCCUGACUGUUUGUAGAGAUGAGAUUAAACACAUCAAGGCAAUAUUCUUCCUUUGAUUUUGA